CAUUUAUUUGACCCGCCCACACCCUUUUUGUUUAUUUUCUGUUUCUCAGUCUCUCUCUCUUUCCCAACUUCGAAGCUUCAACAGAGCAAGACACAUCGUUAGAAAGCUAAACAAGAGAAGAGCAUGGUGUUGCCAGAUGCUUCUGGGGAUGUGCUGUCAGAAAUGGACGUGGAUGCUUUCAGACGCCUGUUUCCUCUUCGUUUUUUUGAGACUCAUCUUGUUAAAUCUACACGACCUGAUGGCAGGUCACUGGCUGAAGCUAGAGAGACUUCUUCAGCCCUUGGGGCUGUUGCAUCUGCUGAUGGCUCAGCAUUAGUAAAGAUUGGUUCAACUAGAAUGUUGGCUGCUAUAAAAAUGGAGGUCAUGACCCCUUCAAAAGAAUCACCGGAUGAGGGUUGCAUAGCAAUUGAUUUCCACAUGCCUCCAAUUUGCUCCCCAACUGUUAGGCCUGGCAGGCCAGCUGAGGCAGCACCUGUGGUGUCGAAGCAGUUAUCUGACACUAUUUCAAGUUGUGGCAUGAUUAAUUUGAAGGAGUUAUCCUUGAUCAGCAGAAAGGCUGCUUGGAUGGCCUACCUGGACAUAUAUUGUUUGGAUGCUGAUGGUGCUCUUUUUGAUGCUGCUUUGCUGUCAGCAGUUGCUGCCUUUUCUCACUUGCAGAUUCCUGUAGUUUCUAUGAAUGAUGAUGGGAAAGUAGUGGUUUUGUCUGGAGAUCAUGGAGGAAAGGAGCCAGUCAAUAAAGGGAAGAGGAAACUCACAUUAAGCAGUAUUCCAUUUUCAUUAACAUGCUUGCUUCAUAAGAAUUACAUCUUGGCUGACCCUACCGCAGAGGAAGAGUCUGUAAUGGAAACUCUUGUAACUGUGGUUUUGGAUUCAUCUGGUCAACUUGUGUCUCUUUACAAGCCAGGUGGACCUGUUCUUGCCUAUACAUCAGCUAUCCAGGAUUGUGUUGCACUGACUAGGCAAAGAGCGAGGGAGCUUCAAACGAUCUUAGAUGAAGUCACCUCCAGUAUGGAGGUUGAUUAGUUUUGUCCUUCAUCUCCUAAGGAGAUUGUGUUAUUGGUUUACAUCUUGGUUCUAUAUCCUUGUUUUGUGUUGAAAGUUGUUGCGCUGGAGGUUUCUGAAAGUUAGAAAUACUAGUCUUUUUCUUCUUCUUUUUAUAUGUGGAACUGCUCUGCUUUUUUGUUCAUUUUUCACAUUUUUAGAGCAAUUAGCAGAUGUGAGAAUUCUGGUUUCUUGAAAUUUUGAUGCCUUGAGCUACUUUCAGCAUGGGCAAAGCAUCCCGUUGCAAAGCUUGCCGUGUGAUACUCAUUACUCACUACACGCAUUGCAGAUUGGUUAGAAUCUAGAACUAAGGUUGUACU
Messenger RNA from Prunus persica (peach), 1361 nucleotides. Its product is annotated as exosome complex component RRP43. Gene Ontology annotation, biological process: U4 snRNA 3'-end processing; nuclear polyadenylation-dependent mRNA catabolic process; exonucleolytic trimming to generate mature 3'-end of 5.8S rRNA from tricistronic rRNA transcript (SSU-rRNA, 5.8S rRNA, LSU-rRNA). Gene Ontology annotation, cellular component: nuclear exosome (RNase complex); cytoplasmic exosome (RNase complex). The record is from RefSeq and is a predicted model, not a curated record. Lineage: Eukaryota; Viridiplantae; Streptophyta; Magnoliopsida; Rosales; Rosaceae. The coding region runs from base 124 to 1023 and encodes 299 amino acids. The transcript has 9 exons.